This is a messenger RNA of Cyprinodon tularosa, 4949 nucleotides long. Its product is annotated as collagen alpha-1(XVIII) chain-like. The record is from RefSeq and is a predicted model, not a curated record. Lineage: Eukaryota; Metazoa; Chordata; Actinopteri; Cyprinodontiformes; Cyprinodontidae. The coding region runs from base 183 to 3905 and encodes 1240 amino acids. The transcript is spliced from 45 exons.
GCCUUUGUUUAACUGGGAACCAGAGGGGGAGCAAGAGCAAGUAGGAGGAGGAGGAGAGAGAAGUUUUUACUUUGGAGGGAGUAAAAGAGGGACAGAGUGAGCUCCAUCUCUCUCUCUGUCACCACCAAAUCAAUGAAAAGGGAAAUAAUUUUAGCUUGGAUUAAAGCUCACCAUCAGUGAAGAUGACUUCACGCAUUCCUCCCUGGUUCUUUGGAAUAGCUCUCCUCCUUCUCUGUCUGUGCUGCCAUCACUCCAAUGCCUAUCAGCUGCUGGACGACCGCGGUUCUCAAAGCGCCUUGGACCUGACAGAACUGAUCGGCGUUCCCCUCCCCCCAUCGGUCUCCUUUGUUGGGGGGUUCGAAGGCUACCCGGCCUACAGCUUUGGCCCAGAUGCAAACGUUGGCCGCCUCACAAAGUCGUUCAUCCCAGACCCAUUCCAUUAUGACUUUGCCAUCGUGGUGACAGCGAAACCGACUACACGGCGUGGUGGUGUGCUUUUUGCAAUCACAGAUGCAUAUCAAAAGAUCGUGCAGUUGGGUGUAGCCCUGUCAGAGGUAGAAGAUGGUGCCCAGAACGUCAUAUUGUACUACACAGACUUGGAAACGAGAGGUGGAACCAGAGAGGCUGCUUCUUUUAAAAUGGGAGACCUGACAGGACGAUGGGCAAGGUUCACUCUGACUGUGCAAGGUGCAGAGAUUCGUCUCUACAUGGACUGUGAGGAAUACCACAAAGUGGCUUUCUCCAGGAGCGCCCAACCUCUGACGUUCGAGGCCAGCUCAGGGAUCUUCGUGGGGAAUGCCGGUGGAACGGGCCUUACUCGGUUUGUGGGUUCCAUUCAGCAACUGGUGUUGAAAUCAGAUCCCAAAGCUCCAGAUGACCAAUGUGAGGAGGAUGAUCCUUAUGCAUCUGGUUUUGGAAGUGGAGAUGAAGAUUAUAAAGACUCAAAGGACACAGAUGAAGUUAGGAAGAUUAUAGAAGAGAGAGAAUACCCCACGCCUUUGCCAGAACUGGAUUCCAUAUACGGCUCCCCAGUUCGAGCCCCGCCCUCAGAAAUAUCACUAAUUGAUGAUGAAGAUGGAGAUGUUGAGGAGUCCUCUGGGGAGGAGGUGGAGUCCACCACAGUAAGAGCAGGAAUGAUUCGGACUGAUGCUUCUAAGAUUCAGCCCGACACUUCCCUUCAGGUUUCUUCAGGACAGAAAGGUGAACCAGGGGAACCGGGUCCAGCUGGUCCCCCAGGACCCCCUGGCCCUCCAGGACAUGCGUCAGGUGAGGGAGGCGACCCUGGACCAAGAGGUCCUCAAGGCCCGCAGGGACCGCCUGGCCCAACCGGACGCCCUGGGAAAGAUGGCGAGCCUGGGAUGAAAGGUGAACGUGGUCUGCCUGGAGCAACAGGUUUCCCUGGAUUACAAGGAGACCCUGGUGAGAAAGGAGAGAAAGGGGAUCCUGGUCUUGGGGUUCCUGGUCCUCCUGGUCCUCCUGGACCUCCUGGUCCAUCAAGAAGAUCUUCCAUGGAGGGGUCUGGAUUUGAUGACUUUGAAAGUGAUUCAGAGGUCAUCAGGGGUCUCCCAGGGCCUCCAGGGCCCCCAGGACCACCUGGCCCCCAAGGAUCCACAACAGCAGAUGUUAUUCCAGGGCCUCCUGGGAUUCCCGGAAAAGAUGGAGUGAAGGGAGAACCAGGACUCCCUGGGCUUGAAGGAAAAGAUGGGGAGCCUGGAUCUCCAGGAGAGAAAGGAGACAAGGGAGAGCCUGGAGCAGGCGGGCCGCCAGGACCAAAGGGAGAUCAAGGCCCACCGGGCUUUCCCGGCUUACCAGGGUCCCCUGGCAAUGAGGGGCAGCCUGGUCCAAGGGGUCCACCAGGACCUCCUGGGCCUCCAGGACCCUUAGGAAGAGGCUUCGCCAUGACGUUUGAGGACCUGGAAGGAUCUGGCCUGCUGGAUGGUUUUGGAGCCUCCAGUGGUCCUCAGGGCCCACCAGGACUCCCUGGACCUCCAGGACCCAAGGGGAAGGAUGGUUUAGAAGGGCCCCAAGGAAAGCCAGGGCAAAAGGGGGAGCCUGGUAUUAGAGGACCACCUGGGCUUCCUGGUCUGGGUGGCAUGAAAGGGGAACAGGGAGAAAAGGGGAACAAAGGAGAUCCAGGACCAAAGGGAGAACAAGGUCGAGAUGGGCUAAGUGUGCCCGGCCCUCCAGGACCACCUGGACCUCCAGGACCAGUUAUGAACCUCCAGGAUCUUCUGCUUAAUGCAACAGAUGGUGCCUUCAAUUUCUCAGGGAUAUUUGAAACUCAGGGUCUGGCUGGACCUAAAGGUCCAAAAGGAGACAUUGGAUUGCAAGGUUUGCAAGGGCCUCAGGGAAUAAAAGGAGAAAAGGGUGAGCCGUAUCUCAUCAGAGCAGAUGGAUCCUUAAUGUCAGAUUUGGCUCAGUUUGGAGCAGUGGGAACCAAAGGAAUCAAGGGAGAUAAUGGUGUUCCUGGAGCCCCUGGAGUUCCUGGGCCUAUUGGACCACCAGGACCUAAAGGAGAAAUUGGUUUCCCUGGACGCCAAGGACGGCCAGGAUUAAUGGGACCUAAAGGAGAGAAAGGGGAUGCCCUUGGCCUGCCAGGACCUCCUGGACCUCCCGGACCCCCGGGCCGACCAGGAACCUUCAACUGCCCCAAAGGAACAGUGUUCCCCAUCCCUCCCAGGCCUCACUGCAAAAUGCCUCUCCAUCCCAAUGGAACAAUUGCAACAGGUAACUGCCUCGGAGGACCAAAAGGAGAGAAGGGAGAGAGGGGUCUUCCAGGUUUACCGGCUCCCCGAAGCUCAUUUUUCCCUACAGGCAGCUGGGAGAUAAAGGGUGACCGUGGCAUCAAGGGGGAGAAAGGAGAAAAGGGGGCGGCAGGGUCCCCGGGACAGCCAGGCCUACCUGGGAGGUCCGGCCUGGUGGGUCCCAAAGGGGAGUCAGUGCUUGGACCUCCUGGGCGCCCAGGGAUGCCUGGCCCACCUGGGGUUCCAGGUUAUGGCAGACCUGGAGCCGUCGGUCCUCCUGGCCCUCCAGGACCUCCAGGACCACCUGGAAUGCCCCACAUAUAUGGUUCAGCAAUGACCAUCCCUGGUCCCCCUGGACCUCCCGGACCACCUGGAACCCCUGGGACUUCAAGUAACUCGGCAUUUCUGAAAACCUUUUCGACUCGGGAGAGUAUGAUGCAGCAGACAUCGAAGGACGAAGAGGGGACUCUGGCAUACGUCAAAGCAACAGGAAGUCUCUUCCUGAAGGUUCCCCAGGGCUGGAAGGAAAUACAGCUCGGCAGCCUGGUCUACCUCCCGAAUAACGUCAUUCCCCAAGAUGAGCCUCGAGUUGCGUAUCAAGUUAGAGGAGAGACAAUGCAAAGAGUCCGUUCAGUCAAAGAAAGGCUAAACUUAGUGGCCUUGAACCAACCGCACACGGGAAACAUGAUGGGGCUCGACAUGGCGGACCGGAUGUGUUAUGAGCAGGCUAAGGCCAUGGGUUUGGCGCCCAACUACCGUGCCUUCAUUUCAUCUCACAGGCAAGACCUGGUCAAUGUGGUCUACCCUGGGUUCAGGGACUCUCUGCCAGUAACCAACCUCAGGGGAGAUGUGAUGUUCAGGAACUGGCGGUCCAUAUUCAAUGGCAACGGGGGGCCAGUGAAUCCCAGGAUACCCAUCUACUCCUUCGAUGGCCGGGAUGUUUUAGCUGACCCCUUCUGGCCCAAGAAAAGCAUCUGGCACGGUUCCACCAGCAGAGGUCUCAGAGUGAUGGACAAACACUGUGAGACGUGGCAGGCAGACAACUUCUCAGUGAUGGGCCAGUCCUCCAGCCUGACCUCAGGUCUGCUCCUCGGCCAGGAGACAAGAAGCUGUUCCACCGAGUACAUCGUUCUUUGCAUCGAGACCUACAAACACUCUUAACUAGUGUCUCUUUGAGACACAACUCCACCUGGACCUAUAAAGACUAUUUAAGGACAUCGUUUUCAGCUUUGGGGCUACAUGUAGCUGUUUGAGCUUUUAAACCAAGAUGUUUUGUAGUUUUCUGACUUCCGAGAUCGGUUAGAUCGAGGACUGGGGUCACGGUGUUCACAACUGAAGGCUCCUUUUCCACAGGUAAAAGUUUAUAUUUGGAAGCAAGGAUCACAGAAUGUCUUUAUUUAUUAUGAAGCAUUUUAAAGAUUUCAAACCUGGUGGCACAUGCAGUAAUGCAAAAUAAAACCCUGAAGGUAAAAGAUUUAACUUUAACAAAGUGAACAAAUAAAUGCAUUUUUAAAUAUGCAUCACCUCAGCUGCAUUGAUAUAAAGUACCACCUACUCGUGAUUUCCUUCACAUUGGAUAUAAAAUAAUAGGUCAGCUGUGCUAAAUUCUACUUUUCUAAGCCAGUAUGUCUCCGAAGGUUCUGCUAGUGUUUAUUUUUGAUUCCUAGUGCCAUCAUUUUUCUAUUAGCUUACAUUUUACUUCAUCCAAAGGGAAAAUGAGACAACUGAUGUUGCCACCAAUGAUAUUUGUGAUGCACUGUAUUUUAUUUUUCAAGGUUUUCUUGUUUAGCUUUCCUGUUUGUUUUGUCAUAGCUUUUAAUUCAUCCUGAUCAUUCAGCCUUUUCUUUAAAAGGCUUAUUUAAUUUAAAUCCAGUGAUUUAUUUAUGCAGUCACAGCACAUAACAUGAAAUUAGACCAAAAAAAAAAAGAAUGUAAUUUAUCAUUGUUUACGGUCUGUCUCUCCUCUUGCUUAGGUCUAUAUUUGUUUAUUGUUCCAGAACAAAAAGGUUUGGGGAUUUUACUUUUGAUGUCAAUUAAAGGUAAAAAACAAAACAAACAAUCUCAUAGUUAGUUGGAAACAACAUUUAAUUCAAUAUGAAUUGAUGUUUGAAAAGAAUCAAAAGGGAAGUGAAAUCCAAAGGGAGAGCACAUGUUUUGUAUAAAUAUUUGUUGUUUUGGAAAUAAAGAUUUUUUUCUUUUCAUAAA